Messenger RNA from Helicoverpa zea (corn earworm), 827 nucleotides. RefSeq lists its product as uncharacterized. The transcript has 3 exons. The coding region runs from base 342 to 815 and encodes 157 amino acids. The record is from RefSeq and is a predicted model, not a curated record. Lineage: Eukaryota; Metazoa; Arthropoda; Insecta; Lepidoptera; Noctuidae.
UUUAUCAAUCAUAAGCAGAUACCUGUCGGUUUCACCUUUGUUGGUACCGACACGAUGCUGGUUUUAUAUUUCAUUUCUCACGAUAAAAUUGCAAUUUGACUGUAUUGAUCGGGCAACCAAUACGAUUUAUUUUCACGUAAGCGACAUAAAUUGAUCAUACAACUGUAAUACAUAUUACUUAAGGUUUUAUUUUGUGAUUAACAAAAUCUUGCUGAAAUGGCAUUUUUUAUGUAUAUAAACCAAUAGAUUUUAUCAAAAAAUCACAUUCGCUCCAGUAUUCAAGUGAUCAUCAUCGCUUACCUUCUGUUCUACGUGAAUCUACGUGAAUCUCUCUUCAUAAAAUGUCUGACUCCGAAGUUGAAUACCAGCGCCCAGCAGCUGUAAUCGAAAAAAACGUGCAGCCUCCUAAGAAGAAGACAUCGAAGCGCAAAGCUUCCGGGAGCUGCACGCCUUCGGAACCAAAAUCAAGUAACUACAAGCAGCGCAUCUCAGACCUCUUCGGGUUAGAGGACGGCGAGCUUCUCCCAACAUCGUGCGGGGACCUUGGAUCGUCCCUUGUCAGUCGAGUCGCCAACGGGAAAGUGCGGCGGACGGCUGACUUAACAGGAGACUUUUACGUAGACGUAAAAGUCUACCACAAGGGAGAAGCAGCCUCGACGCGGAGAGAGGAGCGGUGGAAGAAGGCGGCCGUUGCUCUUAAAGUGCAACUUAAUAAAGAUUCUCCGCCGUGGGAGGCUUUGCAAACAUUUAUGCACCGGGCUCAUGAGCUAUUCGAUAGCUCGGAGCCCGUAUUUUAUAGUGACAAUAUAAAAUAAGAUUAUAUUUAA